Messenger RNA from Aspergillus nomiae NRRL 13137, 4521 nucleotides. Its product is annotated as putative ubiquitin-specific protease UBP12. Lineage: Eukaryota; Fungi; Ascomycota; Eurotiomycetes; Eurotiales; Aspergillaceae. The record is from RefSeq and is a predicted model, not a curated record. Gene Ontology annotation, molecular function: cysteine-type deubiquitinase activity. Bases 1 to 4521 code for a protein of 1506 amino acids. Gene Ontology annotation, biological process: protein deubiquitination. The transcript has 6 exons.
AUGAAGAAGGAAGAGGCCGGAAGACGUCACGGACACCACAACUCCGAUACAACCUCGUCCUCGCCACCAAACCCUCGUCCGUCCUCCGAUCCUAGUGCGACACAACGCCAAGGCUCUUCCUCUCCUCCGCAACGUUAUAUCCCCGCCCAUUUGCAGGAGGAAGUACUUGGGGCCAGAUCUACCCCGGAUUCCGCUGGUCCCAUCGACCUCCCAUCCGCAGCUUGCGCUGGACUCUCCCUCGCCAGCGAUCCGCCCACAGAUAUGUCUGGUUCCGAUCAGAGAGAUGGUAGUGCUCCGCCCGCUGGGCGUGACACCCGCUCAUCAUCCCCCAGCGUGAAGCGGGCGGCUCCCGAUGCCGAACAAGAUGUGGAUAUGGAUUUGGGCUUGACCGAGAAGGAGUCCCAGUCGGACAAAAUGGAUACAACCGGAACGGAGGACGACGAUUCUACUUCAAACGAUGUUUCCGGGUCUGACAACGUCUAUCCCUCCCCCUCUAGCAUGUCGACUUACACCGCCUCUACCGCGACCAGGGCUCAUUCCAAGGCCCAGUCUUCUACCACUUCCGAGCGACCAUCCUACGAUGACCAGGUCGCGAAAGUAACGUGUUUCAUGAUGCAGCCCCUAAAGGAAGGACAGAAGGGAUAUGUUGUGUCGAUGGCAUGGCUAAAGCGGGUGCUCUCUAGGAGCUCUACUCAUGCAGACAAAACGGACAAGACUGCUACAGAAGGAGAGGUUGGUCCGGUGGACAAUUCUGACUUGGUUCUAGUCACGGAUCCUGCGAAUGCAUCCUUCAAGGACGAAAAGGGAGAGCCCUUUGUACCCUUGCGCCCAGGUUUGCAGAUGAGCGAAGACUUCGAGAUUAUACCUCAAGAAGGAUGGGAUCUGAUCAUGCAGUGGUACGGUUUGGCAGACCAGUCACCAGCCAUUGUUCGCUACGCCCAUGACACCAACGUUGGCGGGGAUUCCGAGAACAUUCAGUAUGAGAUUAAUCCGCCAAUUUUUACGAUAUUAAAACUUUCUGGCCUGUCCGCGGGCACUACUCCCCAGUCCCUGAGGGAGAAAAACAUGAAGCCCGUGCGGAUUCUGGCUAGCAGGCACGCCAACUUCCAGAAGUGGCUGAAGGAAGCUAAAACAAGGGCCAACAUCGAUAUGUCGACUAAACGCGACAGCAUCUGCUGCAAUGACCCCAGCUGCAUCGCGAAGCGCUUCACCGGCGCUGCAGCGUCGAUCGUCGCCAAUGCCGGUAGCAGUCUCGUGAUCGAUCUCCACACUUUCCUCUCGCUGUCCGAGGGUGCCCAGAGGGAGUUGUUUGAGGACGCUAAGGAUCAGACCGCCAACCCUAAUUAUAACGGUCGGAUGACAUUGGAUCUUGCUGGACUUGGCGGUAGUGAUGUCGUGGUGCUAGAGGAACGUAUACCCGGUGGGGAGUGGAUCUCAGAGGCGUCCAAGCAGACACUUAAUCGCCUUGGUGUUCCCUCGGGUAGUCUCAAGAAUGGUGCUUCCUCUAAGCUGAAGAACAAGAGCCCUACCGCCAGUGGCCGAUCGUCUCCAGUACCGGAGCCUGUUAGGGGACGACGGAAAGAUGGGAAGCCUCGCGGCUGCACGGGUCUAAGCAACCUUGGAAAUACGUGUUACAUGAACUCUGCCUUGCAGUGCGUACGAAGCGUUGAGGAGUUGACCUAUUACUUCUUAAAUGACGUUUAUAAGCAGGAUCUUAACCCCAGCAACCCGCUGGCUCACAACGGUGAUGUAGCGAAGGCGUAUGCAAAUUUGUUGCGUAUGAUCUAUGACGAAGCAGGCCAGUCCUCCUUUGCUCCCAGGCAGCUGAAACACACAAUUGGUCGCUACGGCCCAGCAUUCUCUGGUUAUGGACAGCAGGACUCCCAAGAAUUUCUGCUUUUCCUUCUUGAUGGGCUACAGGAGGAUCUGAACAGGAUCCUUAAGAAGCCUUACAUCGAGAAACCCGACUCCACAGAUGAAAUGGUUCAUAAUAAGGCGGCACUUACUGAGUUCGCGGACAAAUGUUGGGAUAUUUAUAAAGCUCGUAACGAUUCUGUGAUCACGGACCUCUUCGCUGGGAUGUACAAAUCAACUCUUGUUUGCCCUGCCUGCGACAAGGUCAGUAUCAUCUUCGACCCUUUCAACAACCUCACGCUCCAACUUCCCAUCGAAAAUCUCUGGGGUAAAGAGGUAUUCUACUUCGGUCUACACAAGAAACCAGUUCGGUUUGAUGUAGAGAUCGACAAGAAUUCUAGUGUCAAAUCCUUAAAGGAAUUAGUCGCCAAGAAGCAAGGCACCGAUCCUGAACGCCUGAUCAUGGUCGAGAUCUUCAAGCGCAAGUUCUACAGAAUGUUUGAUAACACGAGCUCCAUUGCUGAGUGUCAAAUUUCUGGCAACGACGAAAUCGCUUUCUUUGAAGUCGAGUCCGUGCCGACCAAUUACAAUCCGGAUAAGCCCCAGAAGAGUUAUUUCUCCUUCAGCAGGUCGGAUCAAGAGGAGAUCCCAAAUAUUGACUCCCCGAAGGCUGACCGCAUUCUGGUACCUAUUUUUAACCGUGUGGACCGGUCAAAGACAAAGCGAGAUCUUUUUGGUGUGCCCUCGUACAUUGUUGUCACUCGGGAGGAGGCUUAUGAUUUCGAUGCCAUCUAUGGCAAGGUCCUUGCUGGGGCGGCCACGAUGACCACCCGUGACUUUUUGAACGAGGAGGUUCUCGGCGAAGAUCAGCAAGAGGCAACUCAGGAAGACUCAGAUACUGUUGUCAUGAACGACGACGACGCCCAGUCUGCCGAUUCCAAGAUCAAGACAUCUUCGGUGGACGGCGAAGAUGGUAUGGUGGAUGUGUCCAUGCGCGAUGCAGACUCUGCCUCCCAGACUGGCGCUGCGCGCUCUGAAGGCUCUAUCCCUGCUCGAUUUCGGGACAUGUUCGAACUGAAGAUAAUGAAGGGUAACGAGCCAGUGCCCCUAGGCUGGUCUUCGGUAGAAGACAACAAGGAAUACCCAAAGAUGUCGUUUCGUAUAAAGACGAAGCCAGUUACUCCACCAGAGGAGUCCGAAGAACCAUCCGACCCUGCAGAUUCGAAGGCUGCUGAGAGUGGAUCAGCUUCGGGUAGUGAUGCCGAUAACUCUUCAGAUGUUUCUCGCACCCCAGCCCCAGUUGCCAGAGUUCAGAUUCGACCCUUGGUUCGACCAGGUGAGGGACUCGUUGUUGACUGGAAUGAAGAGGUCUAUGACGCUCUUUUUGGCGGUAGUAAGAAAGACCGAGAUCCCCUUCGCGGCCUGCCAACAUGGCAGGACGUUGAGCGGGUAAAUGACCCCGAGCUGAAUAAGCGACGUCAACUCCGCCAAACCCGCAAGAAGAGGGGCGUCACCCUUGAAGAGUGUUUAGAUGAAUUCAACAAGGAGGAAAUACUUUCCGAGAACGAUGCUUGGUACUGUCCACGCUGCAAGGAACAUCGCCGAGCUAGCAAGAAGUUCCAGCUAUGGAGGACACCUGAUAUCCUUGUCAUGCACCUCAAGAGAUUCAGUGCUAGCCGCGGUUUCCGGGAUAAGUUGGAUGUGCUCGUUGACUUCCCUGUGGAAGGACUCGAUAUGAGUGGCAGAGUAGAAGCUCCUGAAGAGGGUAAGAGCUUAGUCUAUGACCUUUUCGCGGUUGAUAACCACUACGGUGGUCUGGGAGGUGGUCACUAUACUGCAUAUGCCAAGAACUUUUUUACUGGCCAGUGGAACGAGUACAACGACUCGAGUGUCUCACGACCUAUUGACCCCCAAAGUGUGGUAACCUCGGCUGCCUACCUCCUCUUCUACCGCCGUCGGUCCGAUCGCCCGCUCGGUGGUAAGAUCCUCGAGGAAAUUACCGAGUCAUCUACCCGACCGGCGAGUGAGGCUGGCUCGCCGAGCGAAUCUCGUGGGCAAUCCCCGUCGGGGGACGGUCGGCGUCUCGGCGGCUCAUCCCACAAUGGGUCGUCGAGCGUCUUAACCGGAGUCGGAGCAGCUCACCAGGAGGGAGAUGGUGGUUCGCGAACCGGAACCCAAGCGAAGAACGGGGAUGAGGCCGCGCCCCCUGGAUACAACAAUCGUCCCGCUUCUAGGGAGAAGAGCGUUGGGAAAGAACACCGACUGGAAGGUAUGAGUUUUGAUGAAGCCGAGUUCGGUGAUGGAGCGCAAUCCGAUCCGUUCCGCUUCCCGAGUCCGCCCUCGUGGUCUUUCAACCGAGUCCCGGAUGCUCACGGCCGUUCACAGAUGACCACAGCGCUACCGGGAUCCACCUCUGAUGACGAUGACCUGCUCGACGACGACGCUAGUAACCAGGCAGUUGGUGGAGGCGACUUUAGCGAUUCGGACCUACGGCUGGCGUCUUUAGCGGACAGCCCCGGAGAUCACGGUGCGGUAUACCCCGGGACCCCAAUGGAAGAGACUCCCAUUCAGGAUAUCCAUCCUCCGUUGGAUGCAGAUGACGACGACGACGAGCUACCCGUUGUGGAGCUACGAGUGAACGAUGAAGACCGGAUAGUGCCUGAAUAG